This is a messenger RNA of Xyrichtys novacula (pearly razorfish), 21091 nucleotides long. Lineage: Eukaryota; Metazoa; Chordata; Actinopteri; Labriformes; Labridae. The record is from the annotation of a GenBank genome assembly.
GCUCUCCUGUCAUUGGGUGCUGUGUGGGGUGAUGGUUGUGGUUUCUGUUGGUGAUGUCUCCAGAACGAGUACCGGCGUACUGCUUCAGAUCUAUAGAUGCUUAUUUUCAUUCACAGCAUUGCAGCACCGCUCCCUCAGAACAAAUGAUAGAUAGAUAGAUAGAUAGAUAGAUAGAUAGAUAGAUAGAUAGAUAGAUAGAUAGAAAAACAUUAUUUUUGCAUUUUUGAUGAAUAGGCACCAAGGGAUACUGUGACUCUUGGACUGAACAUUGUUUUCCAGGAAGUAGACCAUGUCCAUCUUGGAGUGUUUCCACCGAGUCAUUGCCUCAUACACAAAUCACUGGACCAGAGCAUAGACUUAGCCUUUUCUGGAGUGGACCACCGAGUGCUGACAAGCAGAAAAUACUCAUCGCAUCUCUACUUUUACAGCUUGAGGUGAGUUGCAGCCACAUGAAAAAACAUUGAAUAUGUUCAUAGAGAAAACACCUUGAAAUAGUACUAGCUGCACUUUUUUUUUUCUCUGAUGACUCUUGAAUCUGCUAUUUCUAUCUCUGUGAGUGUAGUUCUUCUGCUGUCUCAUGUUUAAUCAGUGCAUCAGAAUCAGUAACAUAGCAUCACACAGAUCCUGCACUGCUGCAGCACGAAAGGAUUGAUACUACAUAAAAAAACAUUACGCUCCUAUUGGUAGGAAAAGCUGUAGUGGACACAAUGAAUUGGUUGCUGCAGCUGUCUAUCAUGCUGAAGGGUGUGUUCCUACUGUGAUGAACAUGGUCAUAUGGAGAACACAAACAUGCCUCCCUGUAUCAAAGUGGUGUUCAGUGGUGUGUUUGUUUAGGUGUGGUUCAUAAGUCCCUGAUGUGAGAUGGACAGAACUGAAGAAAUAGGACACUGCAGGUGGAGAAUAAUGCAAAGAUAAAGUGAUUGGGUUGUUUACGUUGGAUGUGAAAUCAGACGAUCAUCUCUGUAAGCUGUAUGUUAGAGAUUCUGAUUGACAUACGUUGUCUCCCCUUCCCUCCCUAAACUGGGAGUGUAUAUUGAAUCAGUUACAGGGAUGCAUCAAUAUUUCAUAGUGGAGAAAUGUUAGUAGGCUGAAACAUGCAGUAUAGUUAAACUGCAUUAAGACAGUUAACAGUCCGGUUGAAACAGUAAAAAUAGUGACAGAUAGUUAGAUAAAACAAGAAAAAAGAUUUUAAUUUAAUUCUUUGCUGAUGCAACUAAAAAGCAGCAAUUCAGAGAAUUGACCCAGGCAGUAAAGAGCUAAAGAGUUUACAGAUCUGCAAGAAACAGGUCAUAUGAUCCCAGUCAGCCCUGAGCUAUUAGAGGGAGAGAGGGAGAGAGAGGGGGAGAGAGUGAUAAUGGCAAACAGAGGAAAAGAAGCAGAAAAAAAAGUCUAGCAGCAGUGAUCUGUAUAAUACAGAUUACUUUCCUCCAUGCUGCUACAGUUUCUGCUGCUGUGUGUAGUCAUGGCGCUCACAUUGUUCAGAUUGUGCGAGUGGAGGCUUAAACUUUUAUACAGUAGUGAGGCGGAGGACAUAUGGACAUGUUCCUCGUGAGCUGCUUCUGCAGAAAAGGUAAAACUGCUUCUUUACAUUUGGCUUUUAUAAGGCAGACUUGGUGAUGACUGAGUUCUUACUAAAGAUUUAUUCUCGUUCAGAAAAAUGUCUGAGGGAAGAACAUCUUGUCAUACAUUAUUCAUGCUAGUAAUGGUCUCAAACUGUGGUGAAUGGAUGAGUGGUGUUUUACUGGUCUGUGACAGGGAGAGACUAUCAACAGGAACUUUUUGUGAGCUUAUAUUGAAUGAAAACUUUUUAAAUGACUCAUUAUAUAUAAACUGAGCAUUAGUCUAUUCAUCCAUAAGCUUUAGCUUGUGAUGUAAAUGGUAAGUUAGCAGUAAAAUGGAUCCAGGUUGACUUGCUGAGAGGCUUUCCACUUGGAUGUUAAGCAGUUGUGAACCAACAUGUUAACAGCAGGAUUCAUAUCCCCCCUUUGUUUUAAUAUUUCUGUUUCUACUGUCUUUUUGUCUCAGACUGUCCCAUGCACCUUAGCAGAUGCCCAGCACUCCCUGAGACUGUGAUCAAACCUGACCACACUGGAGGGAGGGUCAGCUGUUCCUGGGAAAUCUGAGGAAACUUGACUGUGUGGCACCACUUAAACAGAGACCAGACCAGAGUGAGCCACUUUAGGACUCGAGGAUCUGUUACGAUUACUUUUGUCUUUGUAGCAGUGGGCAGAGGACAGUCUCACUCGCCAUGUACUCCCCCCAGAGUCUCCACCGAUGGGGCAUCACUCACAGUGAGAGUAUGGAGCGGCUGGCAUACAGUCAAGGUAGGAUGGCAGUCCCACCUGAGUGACUUAGUCUUUCUAUUACAGGAUGGCAUUUCUUUUCAGCUCCCAACAACACUUUGUCUCAAAAAUCACCUCACUGAUCACUCUUCACAUCACCGCUAGAAUGACAUUAGGUUUAUAAAAGGUUAGUAUAAAGGUUAAAGAGCAAUGCCUGCAAUAAAAAUGAUUCUUCCAAUCAGAAAACAUUCACAGAAAUCACCAAUCAGCAUGUCGAACCAGUGCAAUACUCUAAUAUCAUUCUAAGGUAAGUUAUAAUAAUCAGAUUUUUAUUUUAUCAGCCACAAAUGAGCUGUUUUAAACUUUAAACUGGUAAACAACACUUCUUGGGUUAUAAACUUCAGGUCAAAUCAAUCCCUCAAGCAUGUAAUGACAUCCCUUUACCCUGUAUAAUUACAUUAAUGUAUUCAUGGAUUCAUUUUAUUAAGCUGAAUAAUAUUUUCACAGAAAUUUUAGAAAUGGGAAAAAAGUUAAGCACAGCCAUAGAUUUCAUGUAAAGAAUUUUUUUCAUGGGAAACCUUUAUCAAGUCUUUAUCAAGUGAACAUAGUUUUGUAUAUUUUUAAUCUACUUCCCCUCAUGAUUCAAAUUUCAUUGGAUUUUCUUUGACAUUGUUCUCCAUACCAGUUUAACAAUACAUGUAAAGUUGGGCAUUAGGCAGGAUUUAUUUGGCUUGGCUUAGUUUACCAGCAAAACCAGAUCAAUGUAAAAUUUUGUGGACAAGCCACAAACCAAAACCUACACGAUAUGGUAUUUACAGACAUCACAAAGUUGUGAUGUACAGUUUGACCCUUUUAAAUAUUAUUUAAAGCUAAUUUAUUCCUCCUGAACAGCUUUUUGAAAGUUGUUUCAACUCUGACCUUUCACAAUAAUACAAAGUUUUAGUUUAUUCUUUUUUUGGUCGCCAAUGGCCAGGUGGUCUAAACAUGCCCAUUAUACAAAGGCUGUUUUCCUUGUCACAGCAGUUGCUGGUUCGACUCCUGGCCACGACCCUUUGCUGCAUAUAUUCACCCACUCUCUUCUUCUUUCCUGUUCUCUUCAGCUGUGCUUCUUAAUAGAGGUAAUGAAAAAAAAACCAAAACAUAUUUUUUGGGGAAAAAGUUAACCCCUUUUUCAAAAUGAAAAAAAAAAGAAAAAAAUUAAAGAUAACUGUAUUUUUCCAAAUGGAAUACGACUCAGCUUCAAAAAUACACAGACAUGUUUUUAGGGGAUUACCAUUAAGUUCCUGAUUAAAGAACCAAAUUGAUCAGUCAAACCCUAAAAUGAGGAAAUUUUUCUGGUUUUUACUUAAAGAGAGAAGCAUUAGGAUACCACACUUGAAUAGAAAAAAAGUAAAGAAUCUAAGAAGAAUUACUUAAAAAAUACAUCAGCCUGUGAGGUGCAGCACAAAUCAGGUAUUACACUGUUAUUACUGUUGUGUAUCGUUGCAUUCAACAGUUUUAUUUGCAGUGCUACUUAAGUCAAAUUUCACAAAAUAUUUGGUAGUUAAAGUUGGCUAGUACUAUGGAUGGGACCCUAUAUGUACUGUUGAUGAAGUUAGGUGAUGUUCUGAGCAUUAUUUGUGGCUAUAGAGUGGCUUUUCAGUUGAGCGGGUGGCUCUCUGUAUUGCUAUUGUGUGGUCGUUUUUAGAGCUGGUAUAACUAGAGAAGCAAGCGUUUAGCAACAUUCACCUCUCAACGGGGUGUCUAACUCGGUAUUACGGUGUGUUUGACCCUAACUUAAUUUUACACCUGAAUAUCCCUUUAAGUCAAAAAUGCAUGUUUUGCAAUAGUUGCAAAUAAAUGAAAGUAUAAUAGAAAAAGGAAAUGCCUUUAAAAUUGAACUCUUGUAAAGGCCUUCAUCUGAGAUAUGCAGACAGGGUCUUUAGUGUCCAGUCUGUUCAUCACAGUGCAGUUCAGCCUUCAGCCAGCAGGGGGCGGCACGUCCUGAACAUGGCAACCCCCUAAAUCAUUACGUAGUGCUCCUUUUGUGUCUUGUGAGCCUUUUGACACCGCCCCUCUGGAGGGUGCAGCGGGACAGUCAGAAGCCAUCUGUCUGUGAGCUUUGCGAGGUGUAAACAAAUCUUUCCCACACCGUGAUGCUCAUUAAAGACUUAUUUAACCAACCGAGCGACCGUCCGCGCUGUCACCGCCGCUAACCCUCACCAUGUAGACGGACGCCUACGUUUUCCAGCACGAGUCCGACGCGACGUUUGGUUUUGGUCUCUCGGCAGAGCUGUCAGCGCUUCGGCCCCGGUGGUAACACAGGUAUUUUUAUGGUGCGGCUGUCAUAAUGGUCGCCGGUUAAAUUGUAAAUCCAGCUAAAGGUCGCUAACGCUUAGCAUCCCGCAUGAAUCUGGUUGUUUUCGCACCGAGCUGUAGUCAUUUCAGAGGGACGUGAACAUGGCAUCGCCUGCAGACCACGACCUAUCUCUGUCUGAAGCGGACAGCAGCAAGGAGAAAACUCAGGUGUUUGGCAUUUUGAGGCUGCAGGAGGAGAAAUCGACUGUCGGGGAGAAAGCCAACAACAGCAGCAGCAGCAGCAGCACUGUUAAAGGAGGUGGAGGUGGUGUAGGCGGAGGAGACGGGCGAUGGCAGGCUCCUAUCUUCGCUUUGGCCAGGAAGGCAUCCGAGACCAUUUCAGGGAGCAUUCACGUCCUCCCCAAAGUGUCGGAGCACAGGACGUCUCUGCCCGGGGACUGGAACGUCCAAGGUAUGGUGUUAUCAGCAUCAGGGGGCAUUAGGUUCACGCAAAGAGUGGAGGAGUGUUUGUGUAAAAGGGGCCUUGAUUCUGCAGACAUCCAGUAUCUGAUUUUGUCCGGGACACAUGAAUGAACCCCCCGUCCCUCCCUAUGCUUAUCACAGACUCCUCUCACAGAUGAAUCCUCCUCCUGAGGUGUUCAGGAACAAUCAAUCAUCCGGUCUGCUGCUAAAUGGAGCAGAGUUAACAGUUUGAGCUGCUGUGAAAAUGUGAUGGCUGGUACAUCUUCUCCUCCACAUCCACAGCAUUACCUCACCAUCCUCUGCGUGUGUGUGUGGCGAAUUGAUUUUUCAUAGAUCUGUGCAGCUCUCAUGCUUUGAUGCUGCAUCCUCCUCUGUCAGGGGUACAGAUAUACUUCCUGAGGUAUCACAUGUUGCACUGGUGCUAAUGGAAAAUGUCCUGCCUUUCCUCCCCGGGGCUUUUUGAGUCAAUAUGUUAUUCAUGUUUGUUGAUAUCGCUACAGAGUCAGUAACUUUGCAGUACAUACAAGCCACUUGAAUAUCUACUAUAAUUUACUCUUUGAGUCAGAAUUUGAGUACUAUGGAUGCACAAUAUGGGUAUUGGUAGAUAAAAACUGAAACACAAAUUUGAGGUAUGGUCAGAGAUUGAAGUUUCUGCCAAUAAGUACAUGACGACACAGUGUUGUAUCAGUUAUGUCCACACAAUGACAGGUUAUGCACCCUGCAACAUUGUCACCUGACUUUGUUUCAUGUGUGACAUUGUUCAUUAACCCAGAAGUCCAGGCGUAGCGGAUUUAAAAGCUUGCUGCCGUUGCUGAAAUGUUUAAGGGGAUCAUGUUACAUCAUGUCCUUGUUUAUGUCUCCUUUUAUUUAGAGGUAGUUUUAAUACAAUUUGUAAUUUAGCCAUCAAUUUAGUGUUACAGUACCACACUUUCUUUCUUUCUUCUUUAUUUUUCUCAAACUUUAAGAACAACAAAGAACAACUAGAAAACAAAACACUGAACAAAAUAAUACAUAUGUACACCAAACAACUGUACAUGUCAAAGAUGAAUUAACUCAACAUAUGUAUGUCAAAAAUAAACAGUUUGAGAAGGAACUGAAGGAAGCAAAAAGCUUAUCUAGUCCUGACCCUUCCUUGCAAAUUAGAGACUCAUAUUUAAUACUUCUUGGGGGAAUAAAACAAAACUUAAUUUCCUAAAUUUGUGUAGAAAAUGGUUACUUUAAGAUAUUCUUAAACCUGACUUUUGUUUUUAAGCGUAUUCCAAAGUGUUUGUGUUUGUUCAUGUUUCUUCUCUGCAGCCAUGAGAGACCCUAUGGCCAUGGAGAGGGCCAACCUGCUGAACAUGGCCAAGCUGAGUAUUAAAGGACUGAUCGAGUCGGCUCUGAGCUUUGGACGCACACUGGACUCAGACUACCCGCCUCUCCAGCAGUUCUUUGUUGUCAUGGAGCACUGCCUCAAACACGGCCUCAGAGGUAUAAAAAACAAAGAACUGUGUGGGUGUUUUGCUAAAUUGGCAACACCUCACCCUGUCAGCGCUCUCUGUCUGAGCUGCACAGGUGUUUUUUUGUGCCUCCUUAAAAAGUGUCAUUCCCCAGUGUGCAUCUGACUGAUAAGUCUCUCCUCCUUUUAUGUCUCUGCAGUGAAAAAGUCCUUUCUCGGCUUUAACAAGUCUCUGUGGGGUCCCCUGGAGCUGGUGGAGAAGCUUUGUCCUGAAGCGGCAGAGAUAUCAGCCUCUGUACGAGACCUGCCUGGACUGAAGUGAGGGGAACAUACAUGAGCACACACAGCAUGGCAGUAUGCAGGAGAAAUGGCAGCUUUGACAUUCCCACUCAAAGACAUAAGCCAGAGCAGUUAAACACCUGAGCGCGAUUUACUUUCACUUCACCUUUCUGCUCGUUUCAGCUUUGCCUGUUCCUUAUAUCUGUUUCUCUACUUCUCUUUCUUUUGUUUCUACGUUGCUGCAAGAGCAGUGGGAGUUAGAUAGUAGUAAGUUACUCAUCAGUUUUGGUUCUGGUAUUCUAACCGUAAAAGCUAUGGUUAAUAUUCAUGUAGUGUCCUUUGGUGGAUACAGUGAGCAGGCUGGUGCUUCAUCUCAAUCGUACACGUGAUUUCCACAUAAGGCUUUACUCUGUUAUUACUCAGUUAUCUGUCGCAGCAGAGCUUCCAGGGGCAAAUGAAGUGAGUAAUAUUCAGGUCUCGUCUUAUCCAGCAAAAUAAGGAACAGUUGUUCUGUUUCAGAGUGUGUUUCCUUUGGUGGUGCUGAGUCAGACCAACAGACAUGUAGCAGAGCAGUGUUUUUUCAACACACACUAGAGUUGGUGUCUCCAGAAUAAUAUCACAGAUCAAUCCAAUUUUGAUUGCUGAGAUGAAGUUAAAAGAAACACAUUUCAUUUUCUAUAUUUGGACUGGAUUCUUGAAAAAAGGGAACAGUGAAUCAGAUGAGACAAAUAGUCUGUAAACUGCAGUUAACAAUCAGCAACACAGACGAGGACAAAACAAGUUUAAAACAACUAGAGGAAACAAAACUGAGAACCAGUCGAACAGUUCUCCAAACCCACUGGUCCCAAAAUUCUGGAAACCUCUUAAGAAUGUAAUCUUAUCACCUGCAUGUCUGUGUGUUUCUUUCAGGACUCCAUUAGGCAGGGCCAGAGCUUGGCUGCGUCUGGCCCUCAUGCAGAAACGGCUUGCUGAUUACCUGAGACUCCUCAUCACAAGGAAAGACCUGCUCAGGUACUCAUGCAAACAGUGUUUGUACGCAAGGUGAUACACACAGAGACAAUGUGACCUAAUUCAUAUGUUUGUCACCAAAAACUUAACCCUGAAGAUGAAUUAGACCCCCAGAGGUUAAAGCUGGACAAACUAGAUUUAUAUUUCCAUCAACAGAUCCUCUAGCAUUAGUCAUGUGAAUGAGUUUCAGAUGGUGUGAAAAUAUAACACCUUUUAUCUAAAGACCAGAAUAAGAGUAUUUAAUCAGAGGUAGACUUUUAAGCAAAGUAAGUAUCCCUUCAGUUUAUUUCAAAAAAGAGAUUUGUACUGUGUAUUUUUUUUUGUUUUUAUGCUAUUCUUUAAAAAAAAAAAAAGUUUUGUUUUAUGUAAAGCACAUUAGGUUGCCUUGGUAUGAAAUGCGCUAUAUAAAUAAAGAUGCCUUGCCUUGCCUUACUUUCGUCAAAGUUAUUCAUACCUAAAUCAACGCCAUUGCUGAGCCAAAACAUGGUUUUCUAGCCACUCUACUGUACAUCCUGUAACUGUUGGAGUUUUCUUCAGUGCUUGAUAAGUUGUUUGGUGUCCUUCACAGUGAUUUUUAUGAGAAUUCGGCUCUGAUGCUGGAGGAGGAGGGAGCUGUGAUAGUGGGCCUGCUGGUGGGCCUGAAUGUCAUCGAUGCCAACCUGUGUGUCAAAGGCGAGGACCUGGAUUCUCAGGUAACUACUACUCUGGGACACCAUAUUAAAAUUCAGGGAAGGUCUGCAGUGAAACAUGCCAUAGAUGUGUCUUUUCAGUGUUGGCUUGUAUUAGAUGAGCUGGCUUUACUGCAUUCUCUGACAUUGUUUUCAGUUUGUUUGUAUCAAAUAAAAGAAGAAGUAAAUGUUUCUCUAAUGUCAACAAUGAAACUGGUAAAUUGACUUCCUCAACUGAGAAGAGAGAGAUUGACUUCAGUAUGUGGAAACAAAGUCCAGAUAAGAGUUUUCUGUUUUGUCACCUUAUCUUUUCAUCGGACAGAUGGAGAACAGACAUGCUAGUAUCAUGUUUCAGCUCAUGGGUGGAACAUUUUCACGAUGGCAAACACACUUAAAUACUAAUGCAAACAACCUGAGUAGACUGUGUUCACACCUGACUUAGUGCUGAUGAGGUACAUGUGAAGUGACCUGGACAUUGUGUUGAGUUCAGUUUGUUUUUCUUAUUCCAGGUCGGGGUUAUUGACUUCUCCAUGUACUUGAAGAAUGACAUUGAUGAUUACAGGAGCGAGGAGAGGUAUGGUUUAACCAUUUCUACAGUUUUUCUUAUUCACCUGACCUCUAUGGCCUCAAAAUCUGAUGCAGAGUUCUGUCUCAUGUCUGUUUCCAUGGCAACAGAAAUAGCCAAAUUGCAUCCAUCUUGGAUCAGAAGAACUAUGUGGAGGAGCUGAACCGGCAACUAAAGUAAGAGCUGUUUAUUUAAGAGCUGAUUAUUGAAACUGAACAUACACUCCUGGAUAGGAUGUCAUAAUAUUAUUGUUUUUCAUUGGCUUCUACUCCCUACAUAUGACCUCUACUAUAUAAGAGUUGGGAUGCCCUGUAAAAUGUUCAUGGCAAACAAUUGAAUGCCUGUAUUUAAUUGCUGAAAUUGCAAAGAUAACAUAUCAAAUUUUGAACCUAAAGGAUGGACUGUUUUAAGAAGAUUUAUGCUCAUUUUGAAUUUGUUGCCAGUAACAUGAUUUAAAGCAGAAAGGAAAGGGACAAACUAACAGGUAAAAUGUUGUGUAAGGCUAAAAUAGCAGCUUUAGAAACAUCUCCUGACUUAUGAGGUUAAUUUGCAACAGGUUAGUAACAUGACUGAGUAAAAAAAUAGCGUUCAGAGAGGCUGAGUCUGUCUGGAGGAAUCAGGUCCACCACUCUGUGAGAGUGUGUGUGAGCAAAUAGUUCAUGAUCAAAGCCUAAAUGUUCUUUUAUUUGUUGUGCAUUAUAUGAAAAAAAUUCAUAGACUGGAGAAAUCUCUGUGAUAAAGAGACAAGGCCCAAAACCCAUACUGUCCAUGAUCCUCAGGUGGCCAUACAUUAUUAACACAUGACUCUUAAGUGAAAAUCUCUGCAUGGGCUCAAAAUCACUUCCAUAAACCACUGUCUGUAAACACAAUUUGUCCCUGUGUUUACAGAUGUUGAAACUAUAAAGGAAACCAUUCAUGAUCCAUAAAUGCAUCUUAUUUUGGCCCAUCAAAGAUGCACUGAGGCAACUGUGGUGUGAAAAACUAAAAUCUGACUUUGAUUUUUGGAAUUCAUGGACGCUGCAUCCUCUGCUGGAAAGAUUAGAGGGGCCACCCUCCUGCUCAUGGCAUGGGUAGUUAACAUUUCUGAGAAGGCUCACUUAAUGAGGAACAUAAUGGAAUCCCUUUUUGCAGCCAAGAUUUUACACAUUUAAGCAAGAGGAUGCCACACUUGGUAAUGCCCAUAUAUAAAUACAGCAUGACUCUGUAGUAGAAGAGUCCUGGCGCUGAACUGCUCGCCUGCAGCACUUGCUCAUCCCCUUCAAAAACAUUUGGUGCUUCAUAACACAAAAAGAGAUGACAAAGGAGACCCCCAAACUUAUCAGCAACUGACAUCAGGCUAAAAUGGGACAAGAUUUUACUUUACAAACUGGCUUCCUGUGUGGACAAACGUUUACAGAGUACUGAAAAAAGAACAGCUGAUGCAUUACAGUGUUAAGCUUACCCCUCUCCCAACUUCUUUGAAAUGUGUUGCUGGCAUUAAAUCUAAAAUGAGAGUGUAUAAUCCGUAACACAAUGAAAUGUUCAUUUUUAACAUUUAAUGUGUUGUUUAAUCACUACUUUCAAUCGGGGUUUAAAUGAUUUGAAAAACGUCAAAAGUUUCAAUUAAUAUCUUACACAGUAUCCCAACUCUCAUGGAAUCUGUGUCUAAGUCAUAUUUGAUUGUAUAUCUGUCUAUUGUCAGAUGUUAAAUUGUUAUGGUGCCUCUAAUCACAGGCAGGAGCCAUGAUGGCUGAUUUCUUAUUGAAGGGAUCUGGUUUACAGAGAGUUUAGCUUUGGAGAGGUCUGUUUGUUAUAAGUGCACGUGUAUGCCAUCUGUCCCCACAGACAGACUCAUUAAAAGACAAACAAUCUGUGACAUUUCCUCUGUGCUUUUUUUUCUUUUCUCACUUUCUAUGUGAGUCGACCAAAACUGAUCUGCUGCCUGAGAUUAGGUUACAGAUGGAGAGGACUACCAUCUGCAGCUAUGAUAGAGCUAAUUCUCGAGUUAGGGAAAUCCUGUAACGAGUACCAUGAUCUUAAAUUGAAGUUUAUCAUGGUUUUUUUUCUUUGUUCAUGAAGCUCCACAGUUCAUGGUCUUCAAGGUCGAGUGGACUCUCUGGAGAAGUCCAACUCCAAGCUCAUAGAGGAGGUAAGAUCCACACUCAUAAUAUCAGUGACCUCGGAGUUAAAUGAGCUUUUCUACAUCACCAAUCACAUGCUUUUGUUAUGUUUGACUGGUUACAAACUCUGAAUCUGCUCUUAUUACCUGUGAAGUAAUCAUUUAGUGAUCUUUUAAUCAAAUAUGUUCAUAUGGAGUCAAAGUAUUGUUGGUUUUAAACUGUUAUUCUGUGUUUGUGUUUGCAGUUAGCCAUUGCCAAGAACAACAUCAUCAAACUGCAGGAAGAAAACCAGCAGCUGAGGAGUGAAAACAGUCUGAUUCUGCUGAAGGCACAACAACAGUUAGAGGUAUACAGUCACAUGGGCACAAACAACGAAAAGAGAGAGACUUGUAUUAAGUUUAUGUUUUUGCCCUGGCUUUACUUUAUAUUUGCCCUUAAUUUAAAUCAAUGUUAUUCAUCUAGGUCACUCAAGGAGAUGUGUCGGUGGAGAGAGACACGUACAGACAGUCUCGUCAGGGUUUGGAUGAAAUGUACAACGAGGCUCGAAGACAACUGAAGGAGGAGUGUCAGCUCAGACAGGUCAGACUCUGACUCUGUGUAUUCAGUGUGUUUUAAAAAUACACUAAAGUGAGAGCAUAAUUACAAAUAACACAAAUGUACACAUUUGGUCUUCUCAUGCCUUAGGAUGUGGAGAAUGAGCUGGUCGUUCAGGUGUCUAUGAAACAGGAAAUGGAGCUGGCUAUGAAACUUCUGGAAAAAGAUAUUCAUGAAAAACAGGUUGGCAGAAAUACGUUUUCCUUCGACUAAAACAAAACAUCAACGUACUAAGUAGAUUAAUAUUAUUUAGUUAGAGAAACAAAACUUACCGGGAACUGCCUAAGCAGAUGAAAGAGGCACAGUCAGUAAUUUUUGGCUCAUAAUGUUGGCCCUUUAGGAAUGUCAUUAGACCGAGGGAGCACAUGGUCAUUUACAUAACAAUCAUAAUAAACCUGCCAGCUCUUGCUCACAUGCUGUAGUAGCUUGCCCACCCCUGUGCCCGUCCCUGUGGCUGCCCUCCACACCAACAUGUGAACUCUGCUACACAAACACCACCAGCUAACAUUCAGAGCCAAGCUGUGACAUUCAGAUACUGUGGCGUCAUGAUACUGCGGCAUGAUGUCAUGACACAAAACCACCAGGUGAAUCAGCUGAUGGACUGGAGUGUAACCUCUGCAUCAUUAAAAUACAUGAGUGUCAUGCAUGCAUAUAAAUAAUACAGUUAUCUUUGAUUUAUUAUUUAUAUAAUUUAUGGCUGGAUGACAAACUAUUAGCUCAAAAUGUGACAAACUAGACUUCGAAGCUAGGACAACUGAUUUUCUGUUUUUCAUUAUCAGGACACACUGAUUGGACUGAGACACCAGCUGGAUGACGUUAAAGCCAUCAAUGUAGAAAUGUACCAGAAGAUGCAGGUACAAACACACACACACACAUACACAUACAAAACAUGUACUGUUGUUAUCAGUGUGUGACUGAUCUCGUCUCUUUGUCUGUCAGUCGUCUGAUGAGGAGAUGAAGAAGAAGAACAAUAUGAUCAGCCGUCUGGAAGAGAAGACCAAUCAGAUCACUGCCACCAUGAAGCAGCUGGAGCAGAGGUGAGAUGCAUGUGAAAAGCUAAACAGACACACACUGACAGAAACAGAUCCAUCCCUUUUCUACCUUGUCUCCUCAGUCCUUCCUUUGUAGUACGUCCUCUGCUGGUGUGUGAAAGCCUUGAACUACAGUCUGACUGAGGACUGUUAGUUUGACAUCUCAGAGAACCUGUUCACAGCUUUGACUGUAAACAAAGGUGAUCUGUUUGGGGGUGGGGGUUUAUACAGACUAGGGGUGGCCCGAUACGAUAUUGAUAUUGGAUAUUGGAUAUCGGUCCAAUAUCAGAAAAAAACGAAUAUCGGAUUUUAUCUGAUAUCAGCACUCUGAUACAAGCAGUCCAUUCCAGAUUUGCUCCAGCACUCCUAUCUAGCAGUGCCCCGAUUCAGCAAGCUCAGCCCACAAAAUCACAAUAAUAGUGUGUACUAUGGUACUAACAAAGUAGCAAGGAGUAAGAGUGAUGUUGGCCUUGUGGCAGUAUUUGUUUAAGUCUGAAAAAGACAUUGCAGCCGAAUGAAAAACUUGUCAUGCACACUUUGGUACCAAUAUCGGAUCAAUAUCAGUAUCGGUCAAUAUUGAAGGCUACAAUAUUAGUAUCGUAUUGGAAGUCAAAAAGUUGUAUUGGGACACCCCUAUUACAAACCUAUGUCAAUCCUCUGCAAUCUGAACUACGGCAGGAAAUGAUCACAGAUCACCUUGAAUAUAUGCAGAGCUAAGGUGGUUGUAGCGCAGCGGCGUGUGUAAGUGAGUAACAGGUGCAGAGUGUUUCUCACGUCUAGACUGAGCAGUGACAACACAUUUUAUGUGUGGUCAUAUUUAUGUCAUAUUUAGCUUUUUUCCUCUUGGUAUCUGAUCUAUUUACUGUCUGUGGUCAGCCAUUCAGCAGCCUCAGCAAAAAAAAAAACAGCAACAACUCAUUAACGCUGUCCGUUUCUUCAUGUUUUCUCCUCUGUAGCUAGCUAACUGAAUGUGACCUCUCACGCUGCCAGUGCAGAUCCUGUCUUUAGUAUCAGAUUGCAGAUAUGUUCAUGCAUAAUGCUUCAUAAGCCUUUAAUGCUCUGAAUUUAUAUGAGUCAUAAAGUCUUCAGAUGUAUUGAUGCUGUUUGAUCCCUCCUCACCCCAUCUUUACCAGACAAGAGUCCACAUCCCUCCCCUCCCCUCUCCCAUUGGUUUAAAUCUGCUCCAUCCUAUUUGUGAUUGGUUGUGAAUGUCUUUUUGCUGCUCUGAAAGUUCAUGUAGACUGGCAGAGCUUAGACCCUCGUUACAAAGAUCUCAUAUCAUAAUAACAAGCAAGCUGUGGGCUGUUGAGAAAUAAUCUGAGUAAGAGAAGAAACUGUAGGCAAUCUUGAGUCUCUAAUGUCUGUAUUUUAGUGUUACUCUGUGCACAUUUCAUCCUUAAAGUUUUUACCUGCUCUAGUUUUAUCCAUCUAUCUGUUCACACAUGUAGUAUAUUCUCCCUGCUUCCUUUCCCACCUCUCCUCAUCACUCACACUCUUACUGUGGAGCCAAACAAACUCACUUUGAGGAAACCUGAUAACAGCGGGAACCUGAGAGCCUGAAAUCAGAUUUCCGUGUUGUGAUGCAUUUUAUUUACUCUUACUGCUGUGCUUCUGAUGUUAAAGUCCCUUCAGGUUUUCGGUUUAACCGGGAACACCUAGAAUACUGAUGUAUUGACAUCCUUACUUCCUUCUUUUUUUCCUCCUUCUUUCCUCCCUUCUGUUCAUAUCUUUUUUACCACCUGUCCAACCAUCCAUCCAUCCUUCAUUUUGCUCCCUUCAAACCUCAUCGUUUCAUUAUUUUCCCCCCUGCUUCUCCCCUUGCUCCCUGGUGCAGUGAUAAGGAUCUCCUCAGUCAGACCAGAACGCUUGCUAUGUCUUUUGUAAAGUGUGCCAGCACAGACACAGAGCACCAGUACAAGCUAGUCAAGGACAUCUCCUUCUGAGGACAAACAUGCACUCAUUCACAGACUCACAAUAACUUAAGACUGUAUGAUAACAUGGACUUUAACUUAAAGGAACAUUCCUGUUUUUUUGCACACAACACCACAGAAUCAGGUGAAAUCUUAAUGCAGGGUUUAGUUACUGAGACGUGAUCAUCAUCAGCAGAGUGCUGUGAUUUCAAAAGACCACUUUAACACGAUUCAAGAUCUUGAGUUAAGUCCCGCACAGACCACUCUGCUGGGACACAAAUAUAGGUUUGAUGUAAAUAUUUUGGUUUGCUGCUCAGAGAACUGUCUUUAAUAGAAACUGGAGUCACAUUUUAACUUAUUUCCUGUACUGAUUUCUUUGUGUGCUGAUAGUGCACACAAACAUUCAAACAUAUGCUACUACUGCUCCGUCAUUGUUGGUCUAUAUGCAGUAACAGAGGUAGAGAGAUAGUGAAAUUUUGAGCUCUGAGGUGUAGUAACAGGGUUGUAGGUUUUGUUCACUUUGAGUCAAAGGGAGUUUAGUAGGCUUUCUCUCUUAUUUUAAACUACUGACUCCUUUAAUAUGUAGAAAUUGAUUUAUUGGACUAACAUCACUUUGCUUUAGAGUGAGUGUUUGACAUUUAGUUUCACUUUUUUGAACAAGUCUGAUCAUUUCUGGUGUAAAUCUCUUUGAUGAACUUUAUUCGUCCUUUAAGUUUUUUGCCUCUAGGAGUGAAAAGUCCACAAAAAUGUCAGAUGUUGGACUCUAAUAAAAGCUUUAAUGAGAGUUUAAACUUAUAUAUCGAUGGAAUAGCCACUGAGUGGGGUGAGUGAAACUAAGUUAGGUGUCUGUUUACUGAAUAUCUGCUUGUGCUUUAGGUCUAGUUUGAGAGGGAACAUUAAAACUACUGGAUAUUUUUGUUAAGAGCUCACCACAGACAGUCAGCGGUGAACAUCUUCAGUCAGAAGGAACGUUUGCUUGUGCAGCCUUUAGCUUGUAAUGUGUUGCCAGUUUUUGCUCUGCAUGUGAUGCACCUCCUGACCUGCUUCUGACUGGCUGUGAUGACCCUCGCUGCAUCUGAAAUCAGCCCUUUGUUCACUCUCUCACCGCUCUGUAAUACACAUCCAGUAGUGCACUCUGUAGUGUGAGCAGUAAAAAGAGAUUUCAGAUGUUUUGUCCUUUGCAUCAUCACUUCAAAGGUUUUUUUGUAAAAUCGUUGGCAGCAAGUCGUGGUGCACCAUGGACACCACUUUUUAAACUCAAAUAAAAUAGCAGAGUGCUCUGUACUGUAACAAAGAGAGACUUGAAACACGGUCUCCUUGUUUGCACUUCAACCUUUUGGAGAUUCAACAUAGCUAAAAAUUGUCGGGUUAAGUCAGGUUUUAGCAGAUACUAACAUCUCAGUGAGACCAGCAGCUUGACUUCACUUCACACGCUGUGUUUCUGUAGAAUAGACACAACAGACACGAGUGUACCUCCACUGCUGUAAACCUCUGGAGCUUCUGUCAAAGGAUUCUGAAUGUGUUAACGUGUCUCGUCUCAGCAUAUUGAUGACGUUUUGUGAUAGAGGAGGAGGUAGUCAUCUCCUUAUCCUAACUCCAUGUUCAUAGUUCAGUAACACCUCUCAGUUUGUUGAAGAGUAGAUGCUCGGUUCAUCUGUUGGAAACUCACAACUACUGUCUUUUACAAUCGUGAUCAAUAAAGCUAGGUGUUUUGAAGUGGUUGGCUGUGGUUUGAAUUUCUUUUUCUUUCUAUUUUAUAAUAUGAUUUAACUGAGAAAGGAUUGUAUUCUGAACGUCUCAGUAUCAAAGGUGAAAAACUUGAUGUAAAGCCAGGUUAAAUGAAGCCCAAACACACUGGAGGGAAGUUUCUUAUUGGGUGAAAAUCAAUGCUGUUGCUAUCCUUUCCAAACUUAAAUGAUACGAACAUGUAGGACAUCACUAAACAGGAAAAUAUGCUGAUGCUGAACUUCAGCUCACUUAACCUGAGCGCACAGACCUAUCAGGUUUAAAAGCUACCAACCUUCACUUACAUGUUCAUCGGCUACAGGGCAGUUUUUCUCAUGGCUUUGUCAUAUGUCUUUAUUUUAAACCAACAUCCUUGUGUAUUCCUUUUCUUUUCUCUUUACUCCUUUUUUGAUCCUCACUGCGCUGUUUUAUGUUUUACUCUGUGGUGCUACUCUUCAACCCUACCCUCUUUUAUCAUUUACCCUGAGUUAUCCUCCACCAAAUCUACAACAUCCAUCCUUCCCAUACUCCUCUAUUAUUUUCUCCCCUCUCCCUCCAUCAACCUACCCCCCCAGUUUUUCUCUCCAUGGUCCUGAGUUUGUCCCUGGUUAUAAUGGUGCAGAUUACAGGAUGCAGAGAGGAACCGCAGAGAGGCUGAGGAAGGAACCCGACGCUUCAAGUUAGACUUUGCCAACAAGGCGGACAGCUUGCAGCGACAGAUCGAACUCAGAGAGAGGCAACUGUAAGCGAAACUGAACACAGAUUCACUAAUAGACUCCUGCACAAACACACACCAACACUUCAUCAAUAACAAUUACAUUAAACUGUGUGAGGGAUGAUUGGCUAGAAAAGCCCUGAUCAACUGACCAAGAGUGGAAUAACACUAUACAAGCAGUUAAAACAUACCUCAUACCUUAGUUUGUACAUCUUUCAUGUGUAUCGUAACAACACUAAAUUUAGCUACACAGACACGCAUGCUCUUUUAUUACCUGCUCUUCACCAUUUCCCCUCAUCUGUCUCUGUGUGAUGUCUGUUUUGUGUGUUGUUGGUUAUAUUGUGUUCAAUUUUGUAGCCAGCAGCUGGAGACAGACCUGAAGAUAGAGAGGGAAUGGAGGCAGACAUUACAGAAUGAUCUGGAGAGAGAGAGGGACUCGGUGUCUCAGCUCAGUACAGAGGCGCUGCAGAUAAAUGGACUGAAAAAGGUAAAAAUGUAAUCCUGUUUUUUUUCCUGUGAUCUAAUUUGAUCUGAUCUUAUACGCGUCUUCUGUUUUUGUUUUUACUUGGGGUUUUUUGGUCAUUUUUCAAGGAGUUUCAUCGUCUUCAAGAUGAAAAUAUUCAGCUGAAAAGCAUCUGUGAGGACCAAGAACAAGCACUAGAAGAACUGGGCUCCAAACUUAGCGAGUAUGUGCGUUAAAAAAUAUCCGUACCAAACUGUACUCAGUCAUAGUUUCAACUGAAAGAGUUUAAGUGUGCCUCCUUUUAGAUAACACCCAGACUUUGAAGACCGUGUAGCUCAGUGUUGUUUUCAUCGUCACGUGAGUUUCAGAUAAAAAAAAAAGUUCUUGAAAUAACAGACAGUGCAAGUGCUUGUCAAGAGUUUUUCCUGUCAUUUGUUUGUUUACAAUAAACAGAAUAUGACAGAAAUGGUAAAUCAAAGCAGGGGCCAUCUUAACCAAUUUUUACUCUGAGAGAAAGACUGUUGUUGGUUAGAGUUUUCAUUUUCUUAACAGAGCUCUGUCUUAUUUUUGUGUUGAAAUUAGAUCUAAACUGAAGAUUGAGGACAUCAAAGAAGCAAACAAAGCUCUCCAGGUAAAGUGACAGUGAGCUACAAUGGUGGAAAAAAAAAAAAACACCACUUCAUCAUGAUGAACAUGUUAACUCCAUGUGUGAUGCCGUUUCAGGGGGGUCAGGUUUGGCUGAAGGACAAGGAUGCCAGCCACUGCAAGCUGUGUGAGAAAGAGUUCUCCAUCUCAAGACGCAAGGUCAGAGCUCACAUGAAGUGCUGUGCAACAGCUGAGAUUGCAGCAUCGUCAUCACGCUGAUGCUUUUCUGACUCUCUCUUCUUCUGUCCGUCUCCAGCACCACUGUAGGAACUGUGGGGAGAUUUUCUGUAACAGCUGCUCGGACAAUGAGCUCCCUCUGCCCGCCUCGCCCAAACCGGUCCGAGUGUGUGACACCUGUCAUGCCCUCCUCCUCCAGAGAUGCUCCUCUAAUCCAACGUGAAGAACACCCACGCUGCUGCCCUGACUGCCGCAAUCAAUCUGUGACCAGACUUGAAGAAAUCCCCACGCUCCUGUCCUGCGUACACAACCUCACUUAUCUUCACCCGGCGUUUGCUGCUAGAAAGGACCCAAAUACAUCAACCUUUAAGUCCAUUCGACUUACCAGUUGUCCUGCACAGACAAAAAGACAGGUGUCUGCAUCAUCCUGUUCUCACUGUUUGAUUUUUCUUUUGAUUGUAAGGAGGCUCAUGGUUCACUUUCAUGUGGACCAGCAUGUCUUAAAUCCUCAACAGACAAAUCUCUAGUCUGCACUAGUAUUUUAAACAAUCAUUGCUGCUCGCAGUCAAACUUUGAUUUAAAUAAAUUUCCCCAUUAAUUCACAAUAAAUUUAAAUAAUAUCAUAUGCAAAUUGGAUCCAUGGACAAGCUCAGAAUGCUCCCUGACCACGAAAGAGCUCCAAAACUCAGUUUAUACCUGACUUAGUAAAAACCUGAUGAAGGACAUAAUAUCUGCUUUCCCACAGUAUAUUUCAUGGUGGGAACACAGCAGAGCAAACAGCUGGACUGUUUGGGUAGUAAUAAAAAGAGUUAGCAUGAUCUUAUACCACUAACAUCUAAUGUUUUGUUCUCUUCCUGAUGGUCACACUAAAAUCAAACCAGGUGCUAAAAGGCACAACAGGUGUGAUACAAAGUUUGAUGGGUGAGGAUUAUUGAUGAAGUAUAAAUCUCUACAUACAGCUGAUGUUUUGGAUGUGUAUGUAACUCACGGCACACACUGACACUGAUCAGCAGGUCGUGUUUUGGUAAAUUCCCCCAUGAAAUUCAGAGAAGAGAGAGGAGGAACAACUUCUGACUGAAACUGCACUGACUGUGACGAGCACUACAGCUAACUAACGCAGCUGAUUUAUUCUGACACAAACCUUCAGCUCUACAUGGCAUUGCAUUUUUAUACUGUAUGCAUCGAAUCUCAAACUAUACAGGGGGGUAGAGCCAAACUAAUGAGAUUAUAUGGGUUAUACAUCCAGUACUGUGGCCUUGUUACUGUGACGCCACCCUCCAGUGAACAGAAACAUACAGGCGGUAUUGACACCGGCACAAAAACAAGUCAGCUCCACUCUGAACUCGACUGAAAUCCUCCAGUCUGUGCUCAGACUUUUCCCAUGAACCACAUGGAAACUGUGCAAACAUACAUCAUCUGCUCUGACAAUGAGAAAUCAGAUCAGUGUUCCUCCUUAUUCAGCGAGAAAUGAGACCUCUCUGCAAACCUUUCGCUGCUCCCAGCAGGUUGUCCCUGCUGACCCAAGGACUAGACUAGUUCCUCUUUCAGUGAAGCAGACUUUUUUUUGUUUGUUGUUGAACAGAAUUUGUGCCAUUUGUGCAUGUGUAAAUGCAACAGUUUUUCCUACAUGUGCUUGUCAUGUUGCCAAAAUUAGCCCUACGUUUCUACAGGGAGCACUUCUGUAGAGGAGAGAGAUAAAGUAGCAACACUAGCUCACACUAGCCAAGGACAAGGUGGCGCAGAAUAAAGGCACAUUUCACCAUGAAAUAGUGAAUGCUGCUGCUAAAAGGACCAAGAAGAGCAGCAGAUGUUUCAUCUGUGGUUACUCUUCUUUUAAUGAACCACUGAUGACUAAUUUGUGACAUGACCACUUCACUGACUUCAUGUGGUUCAAAUCAGACUUGCAGUGUUACACUCUUGACAGUACAGCCACACAGUGCAUCUCAACACUUGCCAAUCCUAUAUGAACUGAUGUGUGAUUACAUUUAGUAUUUAUUUUGAUUUUGUGUAAAUGCACAUUAAUUUUUUACUUAAAAAGUCCAGGAACUUAUGGGACUUUCACUUGAAGUUGUUUGUAAACUGUGCAGAAGGAAACCCAUGUUCUACUGCUGCUCUUUACCUCCAAGAGGGAGUUUGAAGCUUUUUUAAAAUCUGGAUUGAAGAAAGUGUUUCCUCUCUUCUGUCAAACUGAUGACUGAUUGCACAUCCUUCAGGGAUGGGUUAUGAUUAGAGUUCUUCUGCACAUUCUGGUGUCGUACCAAAAUACAAUGUUUACAACCUGAGACUUUUCAAGAACUGGAAGUAUUCAUUCCCACAGAGAUAAAACAGGUCUGUGUUCACUUUAAUCAGUAUUUUCAUGUUUCAGAUAUUAAUAAAAAGCACGAAUCUAUCAUAUCAGUGGUAUUUAGUACUUCAGGAAAAUGCUUGUACUGCAGCCAGGCCUGAAAUGUUUGUACAGUGUCACUCGUACACACCUCCCAGCUUUCAUUGGGAUUUGUACAGUGUUGACAGUAUGUUGUAAAUACAUAAUGUUGAUAAUCACUGUGGCCCUUUGGUUUGAUGAAACCGUUGGAAUAUUAACUCUGUUGCCAACAAUAUGUUGCCUUGACUGUGUAGCAGUUUCUGAUUAAAUUAAGUUUCUGAAAAAAUGAGUCUUCCUCAUUUUUAAUUUAGCUGAAGUGUGAACAUUUCCUGUUGUGUUUGUUCCUGAAAAUAAAAAUCUGGUAAAAUCA